GUUAAUUGCUAAAAACUACAAAUAUUUAUAAAUUUUUAACUACCAAAAAAUAACAAUGAAAUUCAUAACAUUUUGUUUUAUAAUUAUUACCACUUUUGGUGGUAUUGUAUGGACACAGAAACGACACGAUAGAGACUUCUUGUACAAAGAGUUCAAAGAUAAGACACAAUAUAUGAAUGAUAUUAAGAGUUGGAGACAACAAUUGAGACAACAGUUUAUUAAUAAUUUAUUAUCACUUCCGGAUGACAUCAAAAAGUCAAUUAUCGAAAGAGCAGAUAAGGAACUGAUUGAGAAAUGGGAGCCAUUGUUAGUCAUGGAGUUCUUGGAGUUUAAAAUUAAUGGCAAUCGUAAUCAUUAUGAAGGAAAAGAUUUUUAUAGACGAGACAAACUCAUGGAUUUUAUUUUGGCUGAAUUGUUGACACAAAAUGGUAAAUAUAUGAAUCAGAUUGCAAAUGGAUUGUGGCUUAUACUGGAAGAGAGCACCUGGACGUGGCCGGCGCACCUCAGUAUGCAAAAGGCCGGCGAAGGUCUACCUGAUCCCAAACAGUAUGUCAUUGAUUUGGGUGCCGGAGAGUCAUCAGCUUAUAUAUCAUGGGUUCGCCUAUUACUUGGUGAACAGUUGACCAAAAUGUCGCCAAUGUUUCUGAAACGCAUUGACUAUGAACUGGACAGACGUAUUGUCUAUGAGUUUCUGCACACAGACUUCAAGAAGUGGAUGGGUUUUGAGGGUCAACGGGUCGGCAAUUGGAACAUUUGGAUCAAUACUAAUAUGUUGAUGACUGGCCUGUUGUCUGUCAACGAUACACUGGUGUUGGAUGUCGUCAAACGGGCGGUGACCAGUGCCGACAAUUGGCUCGAUUGGUACGGAGAGGACGGCGGUUGCGAUGAAGGUCCCAGCUAUUGGUACGAAGCGGGCGGACGUUUCAUACAGUUUUUGUUUUACAUGUCGUCGGCCAGUAGACAUCACAUGGACUGGUCAUCAAAACCUAUAGUCAAAAGUAUCGGUGAUUAUAUCUAUAAAAUGCAUAUUGAUAAAGACUAUUUUGUCAACUUUGCCGACGCAUCGGCCAAACAAGUGCCCGAUCCGACACUGGUCUACAAUUAUGGACAACUGUUCAACAGUUCAAUACUAAAACAGUUUGCAUCUUAUUUGUAUGCAUUGAAUGGUGGCGACAAGUUUAUGUUAGGCCAUCAAUUGCACGAGUAUUUUAUAAAAUUGGACGCUUAUCCACAUCUUAAAGUCGAGUCACCGAAAGCUCCCCAACCAAUAGAGUCAUGGCUGCCUGAUCUACAAGUUAUCACAUUGAGGACUCUGGAGGGUUCAGCUAAGGGACUGUUUUUGGGUGCAAAAGCCGGUAAUAAUGGUGAAUUUCAUAAUCACAACGACGUCGGAAACUUUGUUAUCUAUGUAAACGGUUUGCCGGCCAUUAUAGACAUCGGUGUCGGUGUCUAUACAAAAGAUUCGUUUGGAAAGCACAGGUAUGAAAACUGGAACUUACAAUCCCAGUGGCACAAUACGCCCACUAUUAAUGGUGUUCAACAAAAAGAUGGCCAGUCUUUUGCUUCUCGUAAUGUUACUUAUAGUAAAACAGCCGAUGAUCUACCAGUGUUUAUGGCCGAUAUAGCCGGUGCCUAUCCUACCGGAGCGCACGUCAGGAGUUGGAUCCGUAAACUUGUGUUUAACAGAAAGUCAAAUACCGUAACAAUUGACGAAAGUUAUAAACUCGAUAAGUUUAUCCAACCAUUUAAAGUACAUUUCAUUACAAUAUUAAAUAUCACCCAAAAUGAUGGUCAGGUGUUGCUUAAGGAUAAGGAUGUGAGACUUGAGCUCAACUAUGAACACAAUUUGUUUGACGUUGUGGUGGAUCAGCAUAAGACUAAUGAUACCAAAUUGCAUCAAAUGUGGGGCAAUAGUGUCAAUAGGGUUACACUGGUGUCCAAAAUUGUCGAUAAACUUGAAGGAAAUUAUUCAAUAGUUUUUAAAAUAUAA
Molecule: messenger RNA, 1990 nt
Organism: Oppia nitens
Lineage: Eukaryota; Metazoa; Arthropoda; Arachnida; Sarcoptiformes; Oppiidae
Exons: 3
Coding region: 56-1990 (644 amino acids)
Molecular function (GO): lyase activity
Source: RefSeq, a predicted model, not a curated record